AUGGCCACCCAACUCGACUUCGAUGUGUUGAUUAUUGGCGCUGGAUUGAGUGGAAUCUAUUCCCUGCAUCGUAUGCGCCAGCUGGGAUUGAAAGCCAGAGUACUCGAGGCUGGCACAGGCGAAGGAGGGACAUGGAAUCGAUACCCCGGCGCCCGCUUUGAUUCUGAGAGUUAUUCUUACAACUACUCCUUCUCACAGGAGUUGCUGGACGAAUGGAGCUGGACGGAGCAUUUUGCCCCUCAGCCCGAGACGUUGCGAUAUAUUCAAUUCGUCACCGAUAAGUUCGACCUGCGACGAGAUAUGCAGUUCAACACCGAAGUCCAAUCGGCACAUUACCACGACGACAGUCGAUCGUGGGAACUGACCGACGACAAGGGUAACCGAUAUACCUCGAGGUUCCUGAUCACUGCGAUGGGUAUUUUGAAUAAACCAACCCUUCCCAACAUUCCAGGUCUCGAUGACUUCAAGGGACAAGCCUUCCAUACCGCCCGCUGGCCACGGGAACCUGUCAGUCUCCAAGGCAAACGGGUGGGAAUAAUCGGCACCGGGGCCACGGGAAUACAAAUCAUCCAGGAGAUUGUGAAGACCGUGGGUCAUUUGACGGUGUUCCAGCGAACCGCGAACUGGUCGGCUCCACUCCGCAACGCAAAAAUCACGCCAGAAGAGAUGGACGAAAUCCGUAAGCACUAUCCCGAGAUAUUUAAGAAGUGCAAGGAAUCAGCCACCUGCUUUGUGCAUCCAGCAGAGCCACGGAAGUUAGCCGACGUGUCCGAGGCGGAAAGGCUGGCACAUUGGGAAGACAUAUACUCGCGCCCGGGGUUUGCUAAAUGGGUCAGCAACUUUCCGGAUGUCGCAUAUGAUCGGCAGGCAAAUGCUGCCUGUAGCGAAUUCUUCGCCAAUAAAAUUCGAGAAAGGGUCAAAGAUCCCGUCACGGCAGAAAAGCUCAUUCCAAAGGACCACGGCUGGGGAACGCGACGGAUCCCAAUGGAGACCCAUUAUUUCGAGGCAUACAACCAAGACAAUGUUCGAUUAGUCGACAUCAAAGAGGACCCGAUCGAACGGGUGACAGAGAAGGGUGUCAAGACUCGCAGUGAAGAAUUUGAACUGGAUAUUCUGAUUUACGCCACUGGUUUUGAUGCUGUGACAGGGUGUUUCACUGCCGUCGACUUUCAGGGCGUUGGCGAUCAGAAACUGAACGACGUCUGGAGCGAGGGCCCCCGUACACAGCUAGGUCUUUUCGUGCACGGAUUUCCUAACAUGAUGAUGGUCAUGGGGCCUCACCAGAUGUUUGGUAAUAUACCCCGAAGUAUCGAAUUCGCGGUUGACUGGAUUGCCGACUGCAUAAGCUAUUGCCGAGACAACAACAUUACACGGAUUGAAGCGACUGAGAAGGGAGUGGCAGAGUGGACUGACCAUGUCUACAAAUGUUCCGAGGGCCUGUUGACAAACGAGGUUGACUCUUGGAUGACAGGGAUCAAUAAGAACCUUGCUCACAAGCAGAAGAGGACCAUUGCACGCUACAUGGGACCUGCUCCGGGGUAUAGGAAGAGGUGUGAUGAGGUUGCUGCAAGGAAAUAUUCAGAUUUGGCCUUGGCUUGA
Messenger RNA from Fonsecaea monophora, 1599 nucleotides. RefSeq lists its product as hypothetical. The record is from RefSeq and is a predicted model, not a curated record. Gene Ontology annotation, molecular function: N,N-dimethylaniline monooxygenase activity; flavin adenine dinucleotide binding; NADP binding. Lineage: Eukaryota; Fungi; Ascomycota; Eurotiomycetes; Chaetothyriales; Herpotrichiellaceae. The transcript has 2 exons. Bases 1 to 1599 code for a protein of 532 amino acids.